Limanda limanda (common dab) is the source of this 3315-nucleotide messenger RNA. It is a transcript of the gene znf800b, whose product is annotated as zinc finger protein 800b. The record is from RefSeq and is a predicted model, not a curated record. The transcript has 12 exons. Bases 37 to 2925 code for a protein of 962 amino acids. NCBI's taxonomy places the organism in Eukaryota, Metazoa, Chordata, Actinopteri, Pleuronectiformes, Pleuronectidae.
AGUGAACGUGAGGUGGAGCAGGCCAGGCUUGGCAUCAUGGUGAAGGCCCAUAAGUCAGGUGGGAGGAAGAGCUCCCACAGCCUCCGCAGACAGGCUGGUGGCCAGACAGAGAAAGAGAAAGAGGAAGGUCAGUCCCAGUCAGACACCAAGCAUCCACCACAGGAGCAGCCCCGUGGAGGAGACCAACCCUAUGAUGAUGCCCAGCUCCGGACCUCUGCACCAGCCGAGGAGCUCGCUGAGAACUUUGACCAGAUGGAAACUCCCAUGGACGUCCAGGAAAAGGGCGACUCUGGCCAAGCCAAGCCCAUGUGGAAACCCAUUCCCCCUCUGCUGCCUGAGCCCGAGGACAGCGAGAGCACGACCAGUGGGACCAGGGACCAGAGCUGCCAGACUGACGAGCAGCUUCAGCAGACCAGUGAUCAUAACACAGGUCUCUGUGUGGAGCCCGGAGAUCCUCCUCUCCUCCAACAGCCUCUGCAGACGUCCAAGUCUGGGAUUCAGCAGAUAAUUGAAUGCUUCCGUUCAGGCACCAGUCAGCUGAGACACAUGCUGCUGAGGGAGGUGGACACCAUCUUCGAGUGUAAACUGUGCCGCAGUCUGUUCAGGGGCCUGCCCAACCUCAUCACACAUAAAGAGUACUACUGCCUUUCACGGCUGCCUGAAUCCGACGGUUCAUCGGGAGACGACAGACAGAGUGUGGCCAUGAAGGAUUUACUGGACACCAUAUAUCCCAGAGACCGCCCAGACUGCGUGGUCCGACUGGAGCCCAUUCAGACCACUAGCAAGGCCGUGUUCCAGUACCUCACCACAGAAGAGGACCUGGCCAGAUAUCCAUCACACACACCCAGUGCCAGAGAGAGUCCAGUAGCAUGGGAAGAGCCAGCGGAGGGUGGGGACAACAGCCAGGCGAGUCAGCGAGGUGGAGCCGAGAGCCACAGCAGCCCGGGACCCAACCAGGGGCAGAAGAAAUGGGAGGUUGAGGAGGAGGCGAAAGCAGAGCCGCCACCGCCUGAAGAGGAGGGCUCCACUAGCGGGGUGGAUGACGUGACAAUCUCCUGUUGUCUGUGCGGUCAGGACUUUAACUCGCGCCGCAGCAUCAGGCGCCACUGCCGCAAAAUGCACAAGACCAAACUGGAGGAGCUGCGAAAGUUCACAGAGACACGAACAGUUCCCACGAGCCUGCUCUCUAUGGUGAAGGGUCGGCCACGGACUCUCAGCGCACCGACCGGAAAGUCCUGCCUCGUGUGCCUCAAAACCUUCGCCACCAAAGCCAACGUGCGGCGCCACCUGGACGAGGUGCACCGCGGCCUGCAGAGGAACCCCAACGCCCCCGCCGCCUCCCCCAAGCCCGGCCAGCCCAACACACCGGAGGCCACGCCUCCCAGGAAGAGCAACAAUUCCUCUCCAACACGUAGCCACAACUCCAAGUCCACGCCUGUGAACACCAAAACAGCGUCCUCAAACCAAAACCAAGCCAAACCUCAGCCUCAGCCCCCGGCCGCUGCGCAGGCGAACCCGGUGUCAUGUCGCUGCACGCUCUGCAAGAGGACGUACAGCUCUCAGCUCAUGCUGAAGAGGCACAUGCGCAUUGUCCACAAAAUAUACAGUGUGAAAAGUAACAGGUCUGCAGCCCCAGCACCCCCUGCUACUAAAGCAGCGACUCCAAACAACAACAACAGCAGCAGCACCAACAACAACAACAACAACAGCAGCAGCAGCAGCAGCAGCACUAACGUGGCCUCAAACAACAAUGUCCGGGUGAAGCAGGAGGCAGUCGAGCCCUCGGAUGACGAGGAAGAGGAAGAGGAAGAGGAAGAAGAGGAGGUGGAGGAGGAGGAGAUGGACAGUAGUCCUGCCCCGUCUCCGAGUGACAGCACUGGUACAGCUAAAAGUGUUCCUGUGGCACCCAACUCCACGAAGGUGAAGGAGGAGGAAACCCCGCUGAGCCCAAAGAUGAUGCCAUCCUCCUUAUCUUCAUCAUCAUCAUCCUCCCGUGCUGGCAGCAGCGUGUGCGUCCCCAACAAGUCGACCAAACUGUCUGUGGGCUUCGACUUCAAGCAGCUCUUCUGCAAACUGUGCAAGCGACAGUUCAGCUCCCGUCAGAACCUAACGAAGCACAUCGAGCUGCACACCGACGGCAACGAGAUCUUCAUCAAGUUUUACCGUUGCCCCCUCUGUCGCUACGAAUCGCGCCGUAAGCGGGACGUCCUGCGCCACGUGACUGUCGUCCACAAGAAGUCGUCCUCAUACCUCGGCAAGAUCAUGCCCAAACUGGAGAACAGGGCGGUGAAGAGGCUGGCAGAGGCCGUCCUCAGCAGCCCGAGCCCCAACAAGAGGACAAGCAGCGGCGUCAAAGAGGAAGUGAACGGACGCCAAGCCUCUUCGUCCUCCUCCUCUCCUUCGCCCCCUGUAACGCGCAAGCAAGAGAGUUCCACAGCUGCCCCGGCCUCCUCUUCCUCCUCCUUGUCCUCCUCUUCUUCCUCCUCAGCCCCACCUCCUGCCCAUGCCACUCGGAAACAGCAGGAAGUCUCAUCGCCACCGUUCGUGCUCUCCCCUCCCGUCACCCGUAAGCAGGAGCGACAGCAGACUCAACAGCUUCGCCCCAUCAGCCCGCCGCUCACCCGCCGCAGUGAAAAACACACACACAUGCGCAACUCCGCCUCCUCCACCAGCGUCUCGCCGAGCAACCCACCGCCACACACCCGACGGCACGAGGCGCAGUCGGAGAGCAGCAGCACAGGGACGUCCUCCACUGAGGUCCGGGUGACCAAGAAUUUCUCGCUCCACGCUUGUGACCAGUGUGGACGAGCUUUCGCCAAGAAGCUGUACCUGGAGUCUCACAAGCGCAGCCAUCGUAACGCCGUGACGACAGCGUCCAACAAGAGGAAAGGAGUCAGCACUCGCUCCAAGUCGUUGGUCUGGUGAAAGGCACAGUUCUGCUGGGGGGAAAACGAUGGGCGAGCCACUUACUAUGAAGAAGACAUUUAAAACUUUGAGUUUGAGAAACAAUGGAUGAGUGGAAGUAGCAGAAAUGCAGGAAACGACGGAGCAGGACAAGAGUGAAGUACAGAGGAUUUUUUCCUUCUUCUGCUUAAGAACCAAAUACAUUGUCGGACUAUGACGUUACUUUUGUAUAUUUUCACGAUGAAGCCGGCAGCUCGCUGGACGGUGGCGCUGCUAUCCCCGAGGAGACUGCUCACUACUACUGCAUAUGUCUGUGUUUAUGUACUGCAGUACGUAAAUGUGGAUCCACGUGCGGAUGACUGACUUGUACUGCUGUGCUCUCCGUAAACAGAAGGAUGGAGGUGUAGUUGU